This is a messenger RNA of Urocitellus parryii (Arctic ground squirrel), 6953 nucleotides long. Lineage: Eukaryota; Metazoa; Chordata; Mammalia; Rodentia; Sciuridae. The record is from RefSeq and is a predicted model, not a curated record.
CACUACACGUGGAUCCCAGGUUCCCGGAUGCCGUGAGUGAACUGAAUUGCAACUGCAGAAGCAACAAGUGACCCUUUGAAGAUGCAUGUGCGACUGCAUAAAGUAAAGGGGAAACUGAAAAUAACAAUGAAGUAAGGGAAAAGUAUGCUUCUCAGGUUUAAUAGGGGAAACCUACUUUCUGCAAGUAACUGAGAAAUCUGCCCUUGGAAGCUGUUUCUUGGGCCCUCAUGGAGUAGUUGGAAGUUUUCUGUUAGAUCCGUGGGCUCCUGAUCACCCAGAGUAGCCAUGGCCAGCAAGAGGAAAUCCACCACCCCAUGCAUGAUCCCAGUAAAGACCGUGGUGCUGCAGGAUGCCAUUGUGGAGGCCCAGCCAGCAGAGGCCUUGCCUGAAGUACCCCAGCAGGAUCUUCCCCCAGAAGCACCUGCUACCAGCAGUGAGGCAGCUCAGAACUCCAGCAGUACUGAUGGCUCCUCACUGGCCAAUGGGCAUCGGAACACUUUGGAUGGCUAUUUAUAUUCCUGUAAAGACUGUGAUUUCAGAUCCCAGGAUAUGACCCAAUUUGUGGGACAUAUGAACUCAGAGCACACAGACUUUAAUAAAGAUCCAACUUUUAUCUGCCCUGGGUGCAGUUUCCUGGCAAAAACCCCCGAGGGGCUUUCCCUGCACAAUGCCAAGUGUCAUUCAGGGGAAGCCAACUUUGUGUGGAAUGUGGCCAAGCCAGACAAUCAUGUAGUCGUGGAGCAGAGUAUCCCUGAGAGCACCAGCACUCCUGACCCAGCAGGGGAGCCCGGCGCUGAGGGGACUGAUGGACAGGCUGAAAUCAUCAUCACUAAGACUCCAAUCAUGAAGAUAAUGAAAGGCAAAGCUGAAGCCAAAAAAAUCCAUACUCUCAAAGAGAAUGUCCCCAGCCAGCCUGUGGGUGAGGCCUUGCCAAAGCCAUCAGCUGGGGAAGCAGAGGUGAAAGAGGGGGACCACACCUUUGUUAAUGGGGCAGCUCCAGUCAGCCAGGCACCUGCCAGCUCUGCAAAGCCCCCCCAUACCACCAAUGGGCCCCUGAUAGGAACGGUGCCAGUUCUGCCAGCUGGUAUAGCACAGUUCCUGUCCCUCCAGCAGCAGGCCCCGGUGCACACCCAGCACCAUGCCCACCAGCCCCUGCCUACAUCCAAGGCCCUUCCCAAAGUGAUGAUCCCCCUGAGCAGCAUCCCAACAUACAACGCGGCUAUGGACUCCAACAGCUUUCUGAAAAACUCCUUUCACAAGUUCCCCUACCCAACCAAAGCCGAGCUCUGCUACCUGACUGUGGUGACCAAGUAUCCAGAAGAACAGCUCAAGAUCUGGUUCACAGCCCAGAGGCUGAAGCAAGGUAUCAGCUGGUCCCCUGAGGAGAUCGAGGAUGCCCGUAAAAAGAUGUUCAAUACAGUCAUCCAGUCUGUGCCUCAGCCCACGAUCACAGUUCUGAACACCCCCCUGGUUGCCAGUGCAGGCAAUGUCCAGCAUCUCAUCCAGGCCGCUCUCCCAGGCCACGUUGUCGGACAGCCAGAGGGCACAGCAGGAGGACUCCUGGUCAGCCAGCCACUGAUGGCCAAUGGGUUGCAAGCACCAACCUCGUCUCUCCCCCUGGCAGUCACAUCUGUUCCCAAGCAGCCAACAGUGGCACCUAUUAACACCGUGUGUUCAAAUACAACAUCGGCCGUGAAGGUGGUCAACGCAGCCCAGUCUCUCCUCACAGCCUGCCCCAGCAUAACUUCCCAAGCCUUCCUUGAUGCUAGCAUCUACAAAAAUAAGAAGUCUCACGAACAACUGUCCGCUCUGAAAGGGAGCUUCUGCCGGAACCAGUUCCCAGGGCAGAGUGAAGUCGAACAUCUGACCAAAGUCACCGGCCUCAGCACUAGAGAGGUGCGGAAGUGGUUCAGUGAUCGGAGGUACCAUUGCCGGAACCUGAAGGGCUCCAGAACCAUGAUGCCUGGGGAUCACGGCUCCAUUCUCAUUGACUCUGUGCCCGAGGUGCCCUUCUCCCCAUCCUCCAAGGCUCCCGAGGUAACCUGCAUCCCUACAGCGACCUCAUUAGCAAGCCACCCUGCUGCCAAACGGCAAUCCUGGCACCAGACUCCUGACUUCACGCCCACCAAAUACAAGGAGAGAGCCCCAGAGCAGCUCCGAGCCCUGGAGAGCAGCUUUGCACAAAACCCACUCCCUCUAGACGAGGAACUGGACCGCCUGAGAAGUGAAACCAAGAUGACCCGGAGAGAGAUCGAUAGCUGGUUUUCAGAGAAACGGAAAAAAGUGAAUGCUGAGGAGACCAAGAAAGCCGAUGGGACAGCCUGUCAGGAGGAAGGGGAGGCUGCUGAGGACGAGGCGGGAGAGGCGGAGUUGGCCAGUGAACUGAGGGUUGCUGGUGAAAAUGGUUCCCCAGAAAUGCCCAUCAGCCAGAUAUCAGCAGAGCGCAAAGUCAGCCCCAUCAAAAUCAAUCUCAAGAACCUGAGGGUCACUGAAGCCAGUGGCAAGAGUGAGCUUCCAGGGCUCCUUGCCUGUGAGCUGGAGGAGGAUAGUUUGAACAAGCUGGCAGAGCAACCCCCUGGCAAAGUGAGCUACAAAAAGACGGCUCAGCAGCGACACUUGCUGCGGCAGCUCUUUGUCCAGACCCAGUGGCCAAGCAACCAGGACUAUGACUCCAUCAUGGCCCAGACGGGGCUGCCACGGCCAGAGGUGGUGCGCUGGUUUGGAGACAGUAGGUAUGCUCUGAAGAACGGCCAGCUCAAGUGGUACGAAGACUAUAAGCGGGGCAACUUCCCACCAGGGCUGCUGGUCAUCACCCCUGGAAACCGGGAGCUGCUGCAAGACUAUUACAUGACACACAAGAUGUUGUAUGAGGAAGACCUGCAGAACCUCUGUGACAAGACCCAGAUGAGCUCCCAGCAGGUCAAGCAGUGGUUUGCUGAGAAAAUGGGUGAGGAGACCCGGGCCGUGGCAGACACAGGUGGUGAAGACCAGGGCCCUGGUACUGGUGAGCCUGCGGCAACUCACAAAGGGCUGGGUGACUCCUAUUCAGAGGUGUCUGAGAACAGUGAGUCGUGGGAGCCCAGUGCACCUGAGGCCAGCUCAGAGCCCUUUGGUAACUCAAGUCCCCAGGCUGGACUUCAGCUAGAAGCAGACUGAAAUUGAUCCGAUUACUCUGAAGGACCGGCCCAUCUGGGAUGCUGCCUGCCACAUGGAACAGCUGAACCUGCCUCUCUGCUGCCACAUGUCAUUUCCAUGGCCAGCCACUGGGUACCCAAGAAGGCCUCCAGAGGCCUUGCAGAUAGCCCAGAGCCUGUUGCCACCAAGCAAGUGGCAAGAAGGGGUUCUGCCAGUCCUUCCUCCCACAGUGUAGGACCUUCCCUUGGCCUCCCAGGGAUAAAGCAGUUCAGACUUCAUAUUCAUAGACAGAAUCAAGUUUUAACAAACAUUGCCUCUCUACAUUUAAUAAAAUACCAGAUUACAAACACUUUCAUUAUAUAGACACUUUGGUUAGCAAAGUGGGACGUUGUUCACAUCAUCUCUGAAUGUGCCGUUUGUCUGUUCUCUGGGGAGCACUGGAGCCACUGAUGCCCUCACCUUCCAUGGGCAGGCAGGGGUUAAAGAUGCUCAGAACUGUAUCCGGGCCCCCAGGCCUGUCUGCUUUCCUCACAGAAGGAUACCAUUGAAGAGCUCUCGGUCAUGUUAAGUGGUGACCAGCCACUUUUGGAGCCAGGAUUGCUUUGUGGGCUGGUUGGUGCAGAGCCUGUUGUUGCCCUUAGGUCAGAAAAUGGCCUGGCUGUGCGAGUAGUGCUGGAUCCUGGCUACUCUCCUCUUCAGCUGUUACCUUAAUUCUGCUUUUUUUUUUUUUUUUUGGUGGGAGUUUGAAUCAUGGACCAUAACUUUUCAGUUAUCAGAUCAACUAAAGAAAUAUUUGUUGUUAAGCCUAAUAUACUGACCUAUGUGCCCCCCACCCCCACCGUGUUUUCUUUCUUUCUUUCUUUCUUUAAUGUAGAAAUGUAGACACCUUUAUAGUGAGAGGAAAAUGAAGAAAGGAAAUGGGGAGAAGGUGGGUGAAGGAAGGUAUAGCUACAGCCUGCAGUCCUGGCUACUGCAGUGUUGAGAGCCCUGUCCCCCCACUUACUACAGAAGCUCCCAGGAGAGUAAGAGGGAGGGCUGAAUGGAUUCGUGGAGCGUGGGGAAUUAUCAGAGCUGGAGUGGACUUGAGCACCGAGACCUAUGGGUGGGAGUUCCUGGCAGAACAUCUGGUACGCUGCAACCACACACCAAGGGCCUGGCCAGCAUGCUGGGCAGAUACCCAGAGGUGCUGGACAUCACUGGACAGGUCCUUGUGAGGGAGUCUCUGAAGUUCUGCAUUUAUGUCCCUAAACUUGGAAGUAAGAAUGCUUAUAUAGUCUAACCCUCACGUCCUCCUUUGAAUUGAGAAAAUCACAGGAAAAGAAGCCUUUGAAACAAUGGGAAACUUAGAGUUGUACUAACUAGAAAAGCCCCGAUUUCCUCAAGACCGGCCACUUUAGCAAAGGGGGUGGGCUGAGGAUGUGUCACCUGUGGCCUCACCAACCUCUUAGAAGUGAACCAAAGACAUUGGUUCCUGCAGUGCCAGGCACACGUGGAGGCCCCUCCUGCUGGGCCUGGGCUGCCUGGGGCACCAGGAGACCUGGGCAGGGAAGGGCUCAGGCAUUAAGCGCUGGUUACACUCUAUGUACCCAGGAAAGUGGAGCAGUCACACCGUCUUGCUGGCUGAGCUGUGGGGAUGAGCUUGGUGCCAGCAGCCUCUGCCUUCUAGGAGAGAGCUUUCUUGGGAAACUCAAAGCCCUCGAACCAUUGUUGUUCUAAAUUAGUGUUUUCUUUAGCCCUCCCUAGCCCAAUAGGGACCACCUCUUAUUUGUCUCAAACUGGGGACUUGUGAAUACUUCUGCAAGUUUUGCAGCCUAUUUUUGUAUCCUUUCCAUUUGGGGAGUGAAGCUAUGAGUCUCAAAAGCCUUUGAGGAAUUGCCAAGAAUGGCAAGUGAUCGCCUUCCUUCAGAGAACAGACACUUGGAAUCUUUCCUUUAGUUUUUAUGUACAUUCAGAUUAAUUUAUAUAUCCACAUAUACAGUACAGAUAUUCAUUUGCUACCUUACUUGUAAAGUGAACAUCUGAUGUGUACACUUGAGCUUCACAGUACGUGGAUGUUGGGGAGCAGCCUGUGUGCGGGCAGGGGCAACCCAGCAUGAAGCCAUCUCCAAGUGUCUGAGAAACCACUCUGUGCCUCAGCCCAUGCCUGCCAGCCUCACCUCGAGUCUGUGUGCACCAGCUGAACGUUAGUGUCUGCAGAGAGGGUUCUUGUGGUUAUCUGCGUUGACAUUCUAUUUACAACCCAAAUAGCAAAACAGAAAAAACUUGUCCAUGGUGUUCAAGUUUGUGCAGGACCCUGCACCCCAGCCCCAGGCACCAGCUCACCUUUUGGGUGGAGUAGUUAUGGUGAGGCCAGCCCUGGCAUGUUUUUCUCACAGAUGUUGGCCCUUCCCAUCAGCCAGGGCCACAUGACAAACAGUAAGACUGACCAGAUAGGAGCCCCGCAGACUGGACAGACCCUGCUUCUUCCUGAGCUCCUGGAUGGGAGUGAGAAAGUGGGAUUUGGACCUUCUGCUUGAAACAUUAUGACACUGAGAAGUGGUCAUGAAGCAGGUGCUUUAAAGGGAUAUCAUUAUGGAACCCAGGGCUUCGGGUGCCCAGCACAGAGACCCAUCCACAUGUGCCCAGAGUCCAUAAUCACAUUGACAAUGGUGGUGAGGGGGUGGGUGUGGUCACCAGGCCGGCAGCUUGUCACAAGACAGAUCACUGGUACUGCACACUGCUGAAGGGUUAAAUUCUCUGUGGUCCCUUUCAAUAGAAGACUGGCUGUGGGCUGCGGAGUUAAGCAAGGUGAGUGGGUGGCUGUUCUUUCCUGAAGAAAAGCUUAUGUUACCAGAGGACGGAUCCCCCCUCCUCUCUGCACCUGGGCUUGUCUGAGGCAGUGGAUUGUCUUCCAGUGUUUCUCAUUGCUGGUGUCUUAUGCCUGUUUGGUUUAUUGUGUUUUUCACUUGAGGUUGUAAAUUAAGUUCUAGGUGAAACCAGAUCACAGUUCUGAUAAAGGAAAUUUGAAUUUGAUAAUAUACUUUACAUAUUUUGAUUACCUGUUUUAAUUUUUGACCAUAGAAGAGCUUUUUGAUUUGGGGAGGGGAAGUAUUUUCAGGUCUCUCAGGUUCCUGAAAAAGAAGGCCCUAGUUGUAUGGCUCAGAGUGACUGAGAGCUCCUUUUUUUUGGCCGAGUGACAAGUGGCUGGUCAGGUGGACCAAAGCACUUGGGUCCAAGACUCUGCACUCUGCUCUCUGGAAGCAGAAAAGGCAGAGUGUCGGUGGCACCUUAAGGGCUUCCACUUGCACUCACGGGCUCGUCCUAAGUGGCCUUGGGAGGCCAUCCCAUCAGGAAGCUCUAGUGAGUUCUACAGGCUGCAUGUGGUUCUCGUGGGUUUUUAUCCUGUCUUCCCUUCCUCUCCUUUCUGGUUCUGUCGCAUCUGUCCCCCAGCUGCCUUCCAUGGAGGGUUGGGGGUAGCCUCUCUGGUUGGACUUGGUCUUUUUGCACAUCCUUCCUCGGGAUUUGCCUGCUUAUACUGUUCCAGUGUUGGGCCCUUUUGCUUGUCAUCUUCCUCAUCUGCAUGUGGACCAGGAUUCUUGGAUUAGUCGCUUUGCAGUCCAGACAUCACAGCCUAUGUUUAAAGGCACUUGGCGGGAGAGAACCAGCCAGGAAGAAAACCUAAAAACAAGUCUAAUCUAAAAACAAGUCUUGGAGCUUUUCCCCCACACCCAUGUUCAGUUUACCUGGGGGAAUUUCAUUGGUCUGACCUUUGUAGGAGAUGUGCUUCUGUAUUAAGUUUUAAUUUUCAUGCAUCGCACUCAUUUGCAAAGCACAGGUGU